ACGGACACGACAAACUAACAAGCAACUCCCAUUUCACCGACUGCACUUGAAACUUAACUUGUGUUUGUUAAAAAUGUGUCAGUCUCUUGGUAGCCAGGGCUGUAUAGAAAGUCUCCAGAAAGAUCUCACCGACAUUCAGUGUGCAAUUGUGGACGUCUUUUCUGCACACGGCCCGCUGCAUGUUUAUUCGUGGAAAUUCCCGGACAAACUCGCCUGUAAUCUAGAUUUGGAUCUGGAGCAUUACAAUUUUGUGAACGGAGAGGAUGAAUUUAACCAGCACGUCCAUAUUGUUCUGCUGGAAUUAGUAAUAGACAGACUACUGCUUCUUCUCCAAGCAUCUGAUGCUUACGUUGAAGAACUGAGCAGCAACAAGAGGAAUCAACAAACUGAUCAGAAAGGCUGCAUGUCAAUUGGACUUGUUGUUAAAAAAUACUGGCGCGACUUACUUCAGUUUGCCAACAUGAAGAUGUGCAAGGAAUGCAAGCUAGAAACAGUGAUGUCCAGUUGUGAUGAUGGUUUACCUUCAACGUGCGCACAUGACAUUUCACGUUCAGCAAGCACCAUUUGUUUGCCAGAUUAUGAUGACCCCCUCAGUGACGCUCACAUCCUCGCAUGUAAUCCCAAAAUUGACACACACAAUGUCGGAUGCCAAACAAAUGAAUCACCCUCUGCUCUCUGCGGUGUGUGUCCUCAAGCACAGUCUGCUAUCAGAAAAACAGGCCAUGUGCUGGUAGAACUGCUUCAGGGUGAGGGAUUGCCCUCUUCUUUACUCCCACUAUUAGAUACUGUGGGACAAAUGCCAGUGGGUGAUGUAGCACAGUGGGCCAGUAAGCAGCUCAGAGAUAUGCGGCGACUGACAAAGCAUAUACAAGAUGUGCGGGAUACAGUCGAGCCUCUUAAAAUGAAACUAACAGCAGCAGAAGCCGAUCGAGAGAAAAUUGGGGCCGAGAUGGAACGUGCCCAGAAAGACCUACAGGAAGAAGUAGAAAAACAGAAAUCCAUAAGUCUUCAGUUGGAAAUGGCAUCACAGAAAGCACAAACAAUCAUGAAAGAAACUGAACAUAGACUUUCAAAGGAGUAUCAACAACUCAAGAGAGAAUACGAAUCCCAGAAGAAGAGUUAUUCUGAUCUGACGGAAGAAGUAGCUACACAAAAAGAUAGGCUGCAAGAUCUUGAAUGUGAAAGGAAUAAAUCGCUGGAUAAACUGAAAACUCUGCACAUAAAGGAAGAGACAUGUUCUAAACUUCAAGAGAGGAUUGAGCAGUUUGAAAGUCAGCUCUGCGAGGCUCAUCUACUUCUCGAAAAAGAGGAGGCCAAAUAUCACAGUGCAUGUCUUCACCAGGAGUCAAUGGAAAAAAAGCAAAAGUGUUUGCUACAGAGAGUGGAGGCUCUCGAUGAAGAGUGUGAGGAGUUGCAGAAACAGUUGGGAGAGAGAGAGGAAAGAGAGCUUAACCUCCACAAUCAGUUGCAGCAGGUUUCACAGCAGAAUGAAAAUCUGCGAGCACAGCUCACGUCACAACAGGAUCAUUGUUCAGAGCUACAGAGUGAGAAGCAGACACUACAGACACAAAUAGAGCAUUUCCAGGGCAGUGUGGCUGAGCUCAAGGAAAGUGUGAAAUCGUUCAAAGACAAGGAGAGGUUGUUGGUGGCUUUCCCAGAACUCAGCCCCCUGGCGCAUGCCCAACCAAAGAGUACGGGCAAUGUGCUAUUGGAUAUGGAGCAGCAGUUGCAGGCAAACUACAUUCGCAUUGGCGUGCUGGAGAAGGAGAACGCAACCCUUCAUGGCAGUCUUGUGAAGUUAAGGAAGAGCACACCUCAACAGGAAAGCUCACCUCUGCAAAUCAAUAGCUCCUCUCCAGCCAGCCCACCAGUCAAACAAAUGGACUACCUGACACAAAUGCAGAGGAGUCCAUUCAGCAGGCAGAACUACAGGGCACCGUGGUUGGGAAACAGUGACAGAGGCGACAGACGUGGUUGCAUAUCAUCGAGGGCAGCAGAUUGUCUGUCACCCUUAUCAUCCCCCAGCAUUUUUAUACAAGCCCUUCACCCCAACAUCAGUUCCACCGGUGCUAUAGCUCAGACACGAAACACACCCAAAACCUCAGCCUUACCUCAAAACAGGAGCUUAAAACCGAGGAAAAAAUGAAUCUUUGACUUUGGUUUGUAUCAAGCGCUCCAGUCAUUUUUGAACAUUUUGUAAAUAUUUGCCUGUAAAAUCAAAUCGAAUCGUAAAAGUGUGUAUUUUUUAAAAACUUAUUUUAUAACAUAAAUAUGGUUGAACAUCCACGCACUGGCAUUUUAAAUGCCGCUGAUGUGUAUAUAUAUAUGUAUAUAUAUAUGUAUACAUAUAUUCAUAAUGAAUUGAAUAAUUACUCACGUGUUUUCAAAGAGCUGAGCCUAUAAAUAACCAAAUAACAGGAAAAAAAACUAUAAAGUAUAUCCAAUAAUAUCAAACAUAUCAGGAGUGUGUGGCUUGAAUGCCACCGAAUGUGCUCCAGAUGUGCUUUGUUGAUUAAUUAUGGCACGGAUUUUAAAAAGACAAAUGAAUCUCCAUGACAGCAAAAGUACUCAGAGGUUUCAUACUGUGUGGAAUCACUGCAGUUGCUCUCUUUUACUGUUAAGUUAUUUUGGUAAUUUAUUAAAGUAAUCAGUGACAGAGACAAAAAUCCCAUUUAUUGCAUAGUCAAGUAGAUUUCCUAUCAACGGGUCACAUUUUCAAAUGCCUGUAUACAGACAUUUUGCGCUCUAUUCUGUCACAUCCCCUCAGACAAAUAGUUUAAGAGUGCUUAAAAUGUUUAUUACUUUUUUUAAACACCUGAUUAAUAUGACGGGAAGUCUAUCGUUGCAACACUAGUCAUGUAUUGUUCCAAUUACCUAAAGGACAGCUCAUGACCUUUGAGUUAAUCCCUGACAUUGUCACAGCUAUAUAGUUGUGUCAUCAGGCGUGUAAUUCAAAGGCUUAAGCUUUUUCACUUGAUGCCACAGGUCUGUGAUUGAAUCACAGUAAUUAAGUCAUUCAUAUAUUUUAAUGAAAAGUGAGUCUUGAAAUGUCAGUAGGAAAAUCUCGUAAAUAACACUGAAUCUAAAUCAAGGAUCAUUAAUACAGUGGAAAUUGUUGCAGCAAGUUGCUAUAUAGAAAAAAAUUCUAGUUCCAGACUGUGUACCUGUGUGUGUGUGUGUGUGUAGUUUUUGUUGUAAUAAUGUAAAAACUGACAUCCCUGAUAUGUGUAAAAAUAAAUCAUAAGACCUGAAUC
This is a messenger RNA of Syngnathus acus (greater pipefish), 3254 nucleotides long. RefSeq names its product coiled-coil domain containing 157 (gene ccdc157). Lineage: Eukaryota; Metazoa; Chordata; Actinopteri; Syngnathiformes; Syngnathidae. The coding region runs from base 74 to 2146 and encodes 690 amino acids. The transcript is spliced from 11 exons. The record is from RefSeq and is a predicted model, not a curated record.